UACGUUGGAUUUGAUUCCCACGUAGAGGAUAGGUGCUUUGUAAAUUGUAGUGUAGAAGAAGAAUGGGGAAACAAAUAGUAGCAACAGUAACAGUGUUGAGUACUCUUUAUCUCUGCUGCAUCAACAAUAACUUGGCAGUCUCCGAAUAUUACUCCAAGACUCGUCGUUGCUCGCCGAAACAACAAGUCGUCACCAAUCUCCAUUUCUUCUUUCACGACACUCUCACCUACCCGAACCCAUCAGCCGUCCUCAUAGCCAAGCCCAUUAAUCUCACCAGCUUGAUGAACAACUCUUCUUCUCCGUCACCUUUCGGCUCUCUCUUCGCCGUGGACGACCCUCUCACCCUCGGACCCGACCCGAGAUCGAAGCAGAUCGGUAACGCCAGAGGGAUGUACGUCUCCUCCGGAGAACGUCUUCCCACGUUGACUAUGUACCUCGACUUCGGCUUCACCUCCGGCCAUUUUAACGGCAGUUCAUUCACCGUGUUUUCUAGGAAUCCGAUUACGGACAAGGAGAGGGAGCUUGCGGUUGUGGGCGGUCGAGGAAAGUUUAGGAUGGCCACAGGAGUGGCUCAACUCAAUACAUACUCGGUUAACUUGACCACUGGUGAUGCUAUUGUUGAGUACCAUGUCACUCUCUAUCAUUAUUAAUUAGCACCAUAUGCAAACCACUAUUACUAUCUUUGAAUAAAAUGUUCAAGGUUGAUUUCUACAAGACUUCGUCUACAUUAAUUUUUGUUAUUUUGCAUCUUUUGUUAUAUUGUUGAGUACAAUGUCACUCUCUAUCAUUUAUUAACACCAUCAUGCUUACAAGGCUAUGAUCAA
Messenger RNA from Eutrema salsugineum, 824 nucleotides. Its product is annotated as dirigent protein 4. The transcript has a single exon. NCBI's taxonomy places the organism in Eukaryota, Viridiplantae, Streptophyta, Magnoliopsida, Brassicales, Brassicaceae. Bases 63 to 650 code for a protein of 195 amino acids. The record is from RefSeq and is a predicted model, not a curated record.